This is a messenger RNA of Diaporthe amygdali, 816 nucleotides long. RefSeq names its product histone chaperone asf1. The record is from RefSeq and is a predicted model, not a curated record. Gene Ontology annotation, molecular function: histone binding. The coding region runs from base 1 to 816 and encodes 271 amino acids. Gene Ontology annotation, biological process: DNA replication-dependent chromatin assembly; nucleosome assembly; nucleosome disassembly. NCBI's taxonomy places the organism in Eukaryota, Fungi, Ascomycota, Sordariomycetes, Diaporthales, Diaporthaceae. The transcript has 4 exons. Gene Ontology annotation, cellular component: nucleus.
AUGUCUGUUGUAUCGCUCCUUGGGGUCAAUAUCCUCAACAACCCCGCCAGGUUCACCGACAACUAUCAGUUCGAGAUUACCUUUGAGUGCUUGGAGCAGCUUGAGAAGGAUCUGGAGUGGAAACUGACCUAUGUCGGCUCUGCUACCUCCGACCAAUAUGACCAGGAGCUGGACACCCUGUUGGUGGGACCCAUUCCUGUCGGCGUCAACAAGUUCAUUUUUGAGGCAGAUGCCCCCGACACCAAGCGCAUCCCCGAUGCCGAGGUUAUGGGCGUGACGGUCGUCCUCCUGACGUGCGCCUACGAUGGCAGGGAGUUUGUACGCGUCGGAUACUACGUCAACAAUGAGUACGAGUCCGAGGAGCUCAACGCCGAUCCUCCUGCCAAGCCCAUCAUUGAGAAGAUCCGUCGCAACAUCCUCGCUGAGAAGCCUCGUGUGACUCGCUUUGCCAUCAAGUGGGACAACGAUGCGACUGCCCCUGCCGAGUUCCCUCCUGAGCAACCCGAGGCCGACCUCGCUCCCGACGAUGAGGAUUACGGCGCAGACGAGGCCGAGGACGACGGCGAGGAGGCCGCCGGAGUCGCCGCUACCAACGGCGAGCCCUCUGCCGUCGGCGAAGAUGCCGCUAUGGUCGGCAUCGCUGCUGAGAAUGGCGAGCCCGCACGCGAGGACGAUGAAAUGUCCGAAGACGGUAGCGUUGACAUUGAUGGCGAGAGCGAAGACGAGAUCGAGGAGGAGGAGGAGGAGCUGGAGGGCCAGCCGGCCGACGGAGACGGCAUGGAUGUUGACAUGGAUGAUGCCCCAGAUUCUGGUUAG